AGGAAAGGAGGAGGAGCGGGGAGGGUGGAAGAGCUGGAAUCGUUAGUAUUGUUUGAAGUUCAGCGUCGCGCGCGGGAAAAAAGAGAGCGAAGGCAGAAGAAGAAGAAGAAGAAGCAGCAGCAGCCGCCGCGGUCGCUCAACUGCCGAGCGGAAGAAACACGCCGCGGUCGAUCGGCGUGGCGCGAGUUCGAGUCCCUCCCUCCCUCCCGCAGCAGCAAGCAAGCAAGCAAGCCAGCCACCGCCGAGAUCUCGCUCUUGCGGACCACCGCCUCUCCCCUCCUGCACUUAGUUGCCGGCGAGGAUCUUCGGGGCAAACUGGGAUCCCUCCCCAGCCCGCCUCUCCUCCGAUGGAGAACUUCCAGAAAGUGGAGAAGAUCGGGGAAGGCACCUACGGCGUGGUCUAUAAAGCCAAGAACAAAGUCACCGGCGAGGUGGUCGCGCUGAAAAAAAUCCGCUUGGACACGGAGACAGAAGGAGUUCCCAGUACUGCCAUCAGAGAGAUUUCACUCUUAAAGGAAUUGAACCAUCCCAACAUAGUCAAAUUGUUGGAUGUGAUCCACACCGAGAACAAACUCUAUUUGGUCUUUGAGUUCUUACAUCAAGAUCUAAAGAAAUUCAUGGAUUCUUCUACUUCCAUCAGUGGUGUAGAGUUACCUCUUAUCAAGAGCUACCUGUUCCAGCUGCUGCAGGGUCUUGCCUUUUGCCAUUCCCAUCGUGUCCUCCACCGAGAUCUGAAGCCACAGAACCUCCUUAUCAAUGCAGAAGGAGCAAUAAAACUUGCUGACUUUGGGCUUGCGCGUGCAUUUGGCGUGCCAGUGAGAACCUACACGCAUGAGGUGGUGACUCUUUGGUAUCGAGCUCCAGAAAUUCUCCUUGGCUGCAAAUACUACUCAACAGCAGUGGACAUAUGGAGCCUUGGAUGCAUCUUUGCGGAGAUGUUAACCCGUAGAGCUCUCUUCCCUGGGGACUCAGAAAUCGACCAGCUAUUUCGCAUCUUCCGCACACUGGGCACCCCGGAUGAGACUGUGUGGCCAGGAGUCACCUCUAUGCCUGACUAUAAGUCCAGUUUUCCCAAGUGGGCCCGACAGGACUUUAGCAAAGUAGUACCACCGUUGGAUGAAGAAGGCAGAAAACUUCUAGCACUGAUGCUGCACUAUGAUCCCAACAAGAGAAUCUCGGCCAAGACUGCUCUCAAUCACCCCUUCUUUCGAGAUGUCACAAAAGCUUUGCCACACCUCCGCUUGUGAAAUGGAACUGGAGCCAACAGAGUAGCUGCAGUGCAGGCUCUGCAACAUGCCUUUUUCUCGGGCAGCCCUGGUUGCUUGCACUUAACUUUUCAACUUAACCCCGGAGAGAACACUGGUGAUCCAAUUGGGGCACAGCCUACACCUUUAGGAUUUUACUCACCUUUAAAGCACUAAGCUGAGCUUGAGGAUUCGCUUGGUUCCAAGCUCCCUUGUGAAGAGAGAAGGGUCUCCAAAGCUACCAGCUCCAAGGAUUCAACUUGCUUGAGAAAGCACCCCUUUCAUUCUUCACGUGUUUUAUCACCCCCUCUCCCAUGAGUUCCAUGCCUUCCUUUUUGGUGGCUUCUUCUAAAUAAGGCAUUGUGUAUUUGCUUACUCUCCAGCUCUUGACAUCUUGGUACAAGUACGGUGUUGAUGCUUCUCUUUCCUUCAGGUGUAGAAGGGACUUUGGCAACAUCUUUCACGGUGUUUUUCGUCUGUGAUGUUGGUCAGUUUAACCCACUUGGAUUAAAAUAAUUUUGAAGAGAGGGGAUUGCUCAAGCUGGUGGUACAGUAUGCCUUGCUAAUUAUUCAAAAGCUGGCUCCAUCACUUAAGCUCUUUUUGACAUCUGAUAUGCAGAGUACUUUUUUUUAAAGAAAAGAAAAAAACUCCAAAAAAAUUUGCUCAUUCGGUAGGGAGAUGGGCAAAUCUUUAUUCACCCAGUAUUGUGUUGUAUUAUAUACCUAUUGUCUUAUUCUGUGUCAGUGAGCUGAUGGUCUUUCUGAGUUUGCAGCCAAUUCAUGCCUUAUGUUUGGCAAUUAUGGAUUGUCAUUCCAAUACUGUCUUCCUAUCACAGUCCGGAAAGUUUCAAAUGUCAGUUCUGAUGGGUUGGCCUUACAUCCCUGGCUUUAAGUAAUGUAUCUUGCAAAUAGAUGCUUAAAUUAUACGUGAGCUUUGAAAUACAUACCUAAUUAUUCUAUCUCCUAUAAUAUCCAGCCAUACAUCUUGAGCCAAAUAGAAGUCUUAAGACUUCUAUAAGAGAAUUCAGAUUAGCAAACUUUUCUGGCUUGUUCUGGGGAGCCAGAAAUAUCAAUGUCUACAUCUUUGUGUCACCCUGUUUUGGAGGGAACUGGAUUGUUCAAGUUACAUCAGUUGAAUUGUCAUUUAAGUUCUGAGUUUUUUUAAAAAAAUAGUCUGAACAAUAGCUAAACUUAAAAAUCAUGGUUUCUGGUCAGUGCCAUGUGGAGGUGAAGUAUUGUCAUAAAAAUUUCAUAUUGAGAAUUUUUAAAGACCACUUACAUUUGCUAAAUAGAAGAAUACUUCCCUUUAGAAUUCAGGAUUUUAUUUCAAAAUAAGGCAAAGUGAAGUACCUAAAACAUGUCUCUAGCAUGCAGCAAUAACUUAAAUCUGAUUUUGAAAUAACUCCAAAUUUCACACUUACUCAAUCAGUUGUGUGAGGUGUCUUAAAUAUGAGGCUUCAGUAAAGCCAUCUGAUAUUUGUUUUCCUGAAAUGCUUAUUUUUUAUCAAAAGCAUAUAUGCUUGGGUAAUGCUCAUUUAUUGUAGAAAUGAAACAUGUAUUUUAAGAUGGAGAGGAUUGCACUUUCCUCAAAAAGGGGGGGGGAGUUCUCAUUCAUCCUAGGUCAUAAUUCUUACUAUCUUCACUCAUAGAUGAAAAAUCCAUUGUUUCAGAUAUGGAUGGAAACUUCACUAAGAAAGUUGGUUAUUUCAGGACCUCUUGAAUUAAAAUGGACAUUCUUACAUGACGCUGCUUAGUGUAAUAAUACAGAAAUAUCAAGAUGUUAUUCAUGUCACUAUUCAAAGCAAUAUUUGGAACCAUGGUGUCCUUUCCUUUCAUUGUUGGACUGGAAAUAUAUAUAUAUAUUUAUACGGCUGUUAGUUUUAAAAAAGAUUUCUGAAUUUGUUAGUCUAAGCACCUUGACAUUUUUGUAAUAUAAUCUUUUAAAGAAAAUUAUUUUGUUUUCUUAGCUCUUUGUAAGACAAAUGUUACUAAAUACAGUACUGUGAAAUCAGUUUCUAAAUCAUUAAAUACUAGCAAUUUUAA
This is a messenger RNA of Pantherophis guttatus, 3287 nucleotides long. RefSeq names its product cyclin dependent kinase 2 (gene CDK2). The record is from RefSeq and is a predicted model, not a curated record. Gene Ontology annotation, cellular component: cyclin-dependent protein kinase holoenzyme complex; nucleus; cytoplasm. Gene Ontology annotation, molecular function: ATP binding; cyclin binding; cyclin-dependent protein serine/threonine kinase activity. Gene Ontology annotation, biological process: signal transduction; G1/S transition of mitotic cell cycle; regulation of gene expression. Lineage: Eukaryota; Metazoa; Chordata; Lepidosauria; Squamata; Colubridae.